AUGUGGCUGGAGAAGCGCGGCCCGCCGCCUCUACAGCGGUGGCGCCGGCGCCGGUUCUCGAUGGAAGGCUCCUGCUUGCGUUAUGCGCAGGGCGACAGGGAGAAGAUCAUGGCUAGCGAAGACGAGCUCGCGGCUCUCACCGCCGCCAUCGACGCCGCCUUGGCACACGAGGCAGAGGCAUUGCCAAAGGAGUGUCGGGCGGUGGCGGAGCAUCCUCCAGAGGCGGCUAAGGCGGAGGGAGCCGACGCGGCUCAGGACGCAGGGGCAGCUUCUGUGGAUGCGGCUGCCAUGAUCACGGCUGCAGACGAGGUUGCAGUGGGCGGGGAUGGCUCAGAGCUGGCCUGGUCAGAGGCACCCGCACUGGCGGAGGCCGCCACGCCGGAGGCGGUCGAGGGAGCGCCUCCGCAGGCCGACCUGGCGGUGGCUGCGAGUGCGGUGGGGGAGGAGCCAACGAAGGAGGAGGAGGCCGGAACCGUCUCGGAACCGUCUCGGAACCUUCCGGGGGAGGGGAUGCCUCCGGCGGUGGAGAUGGCCGAGGCGGCCUCUCCCGCACCCCCGGACUGCAAGGUUGGCUUCGACGACUUGGAGGUGGGCCUUUGCACUUGA
This is a messenger RNA of Emiliania huxleyi CCMP1516, 606 nucleotides long. RefSeq lists its product as hypothetical. The transcript has 3 exons. NCBI's taxonomy places the organism in Eukaryota, Haptophyta, Isochrysidales, Noelaerhabdaceae. The coding region runs from base 1 to 606 and encodes 201 amino acids. The record is from RefSeq and is a predicted model, not a curated record.